This is a messenger RNA of Mesorhabditis belari, 1779 nucleotides long. The record is from the annotation of a GenBank genome assembly. Lineage: Eukaryota; Metazoa; Nematoda; Chromadorea; Rhabditida; Rhabditidae.
AUGAACGAGUUGCAAGUCCUCGGUGAUGAACAAGCAAACGAGCAAAUCGAAGUGAGAACGGCUGACAGCCGAGUGGUCUACUUGCCGCGAAAAUCGGUGGAAGAGUGUUCGAUGUUUUUCCGGACACUGCUCGAUGGACCCUGGACCGAACAACGGGAUAGAGUCGUGAACCUCACGAACGUGACCGCCGAAGCCUUGACACAAUGUGUGCAACUAUGCGAGAAGCUCGCCAAUGGAGACUCGAGCGAACACUUCGAUGAACUCUCACUCAGGACGACUUGUCGAGUGCUCGAUACGGCCACAUAUUUGUCAAUGGACGAGCUCGUGAUGCGUCUCUCCGAUACACUCAUUCGUCAACUUACCGCUGAUCGAAUCAUCGCCGUUUACAGGUUCAUUGAAAGGCGUAGCGUUCCACUUGCGCAUCAAAUCUGGAGCAUCAUGAUCAAGGAUUUCCCUGUUUUGUUGGAGACUGAAGAGUACAAACAACUAACAUGCUCUGAAAUGGAACGUUUGAUGCUGGAACCGAAUUUGAACAUUGCCACGAACCAAGAAGCGGCCGCUGUCAAAGGAUGGAUUGCGACACAAGAUUACGCACAAGCCGCAUCAUUUCGAAGUUUUGCCGAUGAGCACAUGCGCUUCAACGCCGAGGACAAAUCCCACAAUCUUGUGUUCAAAGCCCGUGUCCCACGAAGCAUUCUUCUGUCACUUGGAGGCUGGUCACCGACGGGUCCAACAAAUGUCAUUGAAACGUGGAACGAGCGAUCGAAGCAAUGGAUUCCCGCUCCGGUCACCAUGCUUGAACAACAUCGCGCAUAUCAUGGAUUGGUGCUUGUUGGGAGUCAACUCUUUGUGGUUGGCGGGUUUGACGGCACCGACUAUUUUCCACACACUCGCUCUUUCAACAUGGACACUUUGAAAUGGGAAGAUCGGGGAGCAAUGAACGAACAUCGAUGUUAUGUUAGCGCUUGUGCAUACGACAAAGAUCAUAUCUUUGCAGCUGGAGGUUUCAACGGGAGUGCGAGGAUGCGAAGUGCCGAAGUGUACAAAAUUCAGGAGAAUCAAUGGUGUCGAGUGGCAAAUAUGCAGCGAGCAAGAUCGGAUGCUGCCAUUGUGCGCAUGCAAGACGGGAAGUUGGUGUGUGUCGGCGGAUUCGAUGGAGUCGAGAUUCACAACACUUGUGAAAUCUAUGAUCCUCAUCAUAACACAUGGCACGAGUUGAGUCAACGAAUGAACGCCAGAAGGACGGGAGUCGGCGCUGUGUCCAUCAAUGAUCACGUGAUUGCUGCGGUUGGAGGCUACAAUGGAACAAAUCGCUUGAAGAGCCUCGAGUUUUGCGACAUUCGAGAGGGAAAAUGGCACCAGACGAGCGAUAUGUCAAUCACACGAUCAAACUUUGCCGUUUCGCCCUUCAGUAAUGUGGACUCUGGCUGGGAGCUGAUUGCGUGUGGUGGAUUUGAUGGAUCACGAACGACGAACAAGUGCGAACGCUUUGACUUCAGGAAUACGCGCUGGAGCGAUUUCCCCAGUAUGACACUCUCAAAAUCGGCACUUCGCGUCGUACACAUCAAGGAUCAUCCGAUUAUUCCGCUUCUGGUGAAGUACGAUGAAAGUGACGAGAAGGAGGACAGUGGUGUGAGUGAAGAAGAAAACGAGGGAGCCGCUGACGGAAAAAAGACUGUGUCCAAGGGAGCCGUACCCGCUGGCGAGAAGUCUCAGCGCCACAACAAGAAGGAAGCUGCUGCCAAGAGCAUCAAUACACCGCCCCUACCGAAGAGCCCG